UGAGCGCCGAUUUUUACUGAGCAGAACCAUGCCCAGAAUCCUAGCAGCCUGCAUGCAAUCUACCUGGGAUGAGUUCUGAUUUGUCCUGCUGCGCAUUUAUAUUCGUGUCGCCGCCCCAAACCCGCAGCAUACCUGAAUAUACAUCUACGUGCGCGCUGUGAUGAAAUCCUGAGGAACUUGAAUCGAGCGAUACAAAGUCCCUUCUCGUAAAAUCACAGGCAUGGUCGAGGCCGACCAUACGAAGGCUCGUAACGAGCCAGCUCCUUUGCGGAGCAAUCUCAGCAGCAGCAACACUGUUCGGUCUCCUGGUUCAGGAACGAUCAAAGGUCAGUGUGGGAGAUUUUGCUUUUCCCAAGCCGAUAAGAGCCCAAUUUGCAUUUAAAAUGGCGGUGUUAAGUUUUGACUCAAGUUUCUACCCGUUUGCGCUUUGUGUUAACCUGCACUAGCUGUUCAAAUCGCUGAACCACCUGAUAGCAUUUCUCCACUCAUGGCGGGUGCUUCGAAGGAAGUUGAUGAUUUCAACCUCGACCGUUCGGGUUCGGGCACACCCCGUCAACAUAAAACUAGCAUUGCAUCGUCCAGGAUGACGGGAAGAUCCGCCAUGCCAAUUCAGAAGCCUCAAACUAGGGGCUCGAUUGACAUCGGCCUCGAUGGCGGCCCCGAAAGUAACGCUGCAUCGAGGCCCAGCUCGCUGCAGGACGUCGAGGGGCUCGCAGCUCAGAUCGCCGCGUGGAUUCAGCGCGAGAAGAAUCGCAGGGCUAAACGCAAGGCGAGGCGCAAGCAGAAAAAGAAGCUUGAUGCUGACCAUGAUGUAUGCAUCGAGGAUUCUGAAUCUGACUCUUCUUCGGAGGGUUCACAGGCGCUUGACAAUUUGCAAGAUAUCAUUAGUCGUAGCCUAGCGAUAUCCGAUAAGCCAAGCUCCAAAAGAGGUCUUGUUGCUAUUCCGAGAAAACAGUCACGAGCUAAACUCCGUCGACCUUCAGCAGCGUCGGAGUCUGAGUAUGGAGAGACAGAAGACUUGGUUCCAACUUGUGAUGUCAUAUUGGACAAUAGCAAAACUCUUUCAUAUAGCGGUGGGAGGGCGGAUAUUGAGACGUCUAGUGAUGCGCGACCUCCACUUUCCAGAUCCUCAUCUUCGUAUCAGAAAGAUGCGUGGAAAAACUUCAAGUAUGAGAUUGUACGCCUUACCCAUACUUUGCGCCUUAAAGGCUGGCGGAGAGUUCCUAUGCAAAUGAGCAGUCAAAUUGAAGUCAUACGACUGAGCGGUGCGCUCACAAACGCUGUGUACGAAGUGUUACCACCCAAGGAGCUACCAGCUAAGACAACGGAUACCGUCGAUGGGACAACUUCAUCUCACCCAAAAGCGAAGCCACAAAAACUGCUCUUACGCAUCUACGGACCGGGCGUCGACAAUCUCAUUGACCGCGAGGCUGAACUACAGAUUCUACGUCGCUUGCGACGCAAAAACAUAGGUCCACGUCUUCUUGGGUGCUUCUCAAACGGCCGUUUCGAAGAGUUCUUCCACGCAGAGACUCUCAAGCCGCACCAUUUGCGCGAUCCAUCGAUUUCCGUGCAGAUUGCUAAACGAAUGCGAGAGCUCCACGAGGGAAUUGACCUCCUCCCCCUCGAACGUGAAGGAGGACCAUUUGUUUGGCAAUGUAUCGAGAAGUGGCAAGAAAAAUGCGGCCAAAUAGUCAAGUGGCUCGAUGCCCAAGCCAAGACACACGGUGUCCAAGGUUUGAGUCGGCCGCCAUUUGUUUGUGGGACGGAAUGGAGUGUUUUCAUCAAGACGGUGAAGCAUUAUCAUGAGUGGUUAUACGGUCUUUACGGCGGCGUUGACAAGAUAAAAGAACAACUUGUCUUCGCCCACAACGAUACGCAAUAUGGCAAUAUUCUGCGGAUGACGCCUGAGGGGGAAUCGCCCCUCCUUACUCCUGCAAAUCAACACAAGCGUCUUCAAGUUAUUGACUUCGAAUAUGCGAACGCGAACUUGCCUGGUCUGGAGUUCGCAGAUCACUUUACUGAGUGGUGUUAUAAUUACCAUGAUGAAAAGGCUAGCCACGUCUGCAACGAAAAAAACUAUCCUACAAUCGAGGAGCAGAGGCGCUUCCUUCACGCGUAUGUAACACACAAGCCGAGUUUCUCGAAGUCCGGUGACAGCGUAAGCGGUCACCCUUCAGGACCCACGACUCCCGCACUGACCCCAGCAACGUCAUCCCUGUCAACUUCUCUGAUCUCGAACUUCAUGCUCGAUAGCCGAUUUCCGCAAACCACCAAGGACGGGGCGGGAGCGGCUUCAGAGGAAGAAGUUGAGCGUGAGAUUGAGAACGAAGUCACUCGCUUGCAACAUGAAACAAGGCUGUGGCGGCCUGCGUGUGCUGUUUUUUGGAUAAUGUGGGGAGUUAUGAAAGCAAAAAUUCCAGAUCUGCCAGAUUUUGACGAUCCUACUCAGAGUGCUGCCGUGGCUGCAGGUCCUUACAAUCCACAUGUCUCCAUAUCCUCUAGUACUCCUGGGACUAUUCAAAGCCCCAUCGAAGAAGAAGAGGGAACCGAUCCUCUGAAUGCAGAGGCCAGGGCAAUGGCAAACGAUUUUCAUGACAGACGGCCAGAUAUUGUGGAAGAAGGCGAUGAGGAAGACGCAGAAGAAUUUGACUACCUUGGCUACUCCUGGGAACGCGCGAUGUUAUUUUGGGGCGAUGCGGUUGGCUUUGGUUUCGUGAAAAGAGAAGAGCUUCCAGAAGAUGUUCAGCGAAACCUGAAAGUUGUGGAGAACUAGAAAUCGAAAUUGUUCCACAUGAUCUAGAUCCUUUCAAAGGCUCUGAGGCUACUGGCUGACUAUCCAAGUAUGCGCCAAAUGUCAUGCCUCAAAGGACUACAUGUAAAAGAGGACGUUACCUGUUCAACCUGGUGGACUGACCCGUGGAAUUUGUAGCAUGUAAGCUAACCUCAAAACAUCGCCGCUUAUGACUUAUAUGACAAUUCGAAGUUAUUGACAACCUACAACAACCUCUUUCUGAAGAUCGAGGCAAAUAAACAAUACUUCUG
Messenger RNA from Verruconis gallopava, 3045 nucleotides. RefSeq lists its product as hypothetical. The coding region runs from base 488 to 2776 and encodes 762 amino acids. Gene Ontology annotation, molecular function: choline kinase activity; ethanolamine kinase activity. NCBI's taxonomy places the organism in Eukaryota, Fungi, Ascomycota, Dothideomycetes, Venturiales, Sympoventuriaceae. The transcript has 4 exons. Gene Ontology annotation, biological process: phosphatidylcholine biosynthetic process; phosphatidylethanolamine biosynthetic process. Gene Ontology annotation, cellular component: cytoplasm. The record is from RefSeq and is a predicted model, not a curated record.